GUGGCUUUCACAUAAACUUCCGGUUGGGUGUCAGCUUGAAGCGAAGUCUCUAUCAGAAUUUCAAAAGCCAGUAUAUUUCUCUUUUUCAUUCCUUUUUUUAAUGUUAGUUUUUCUUCGUGUCGCCAUAGCAGCCUUCACAUUCUCCCGCCGCUAACCUGUUUACAGAAAAAAAACAUGUCCAAGUCUUUGAAGAAGAUAGUGGAGGAGAGUCGGGAUAAGAACAUUCCAGAGGUGGAUAUGUGCGACAGAGGCAUUUCCAACAUGCUGGACAUCCCAGGACUAUUCACUCUGUCUAACAUCACGCAGCUGGUCCUCAGCCACAACAAGCUCACAGCGGUGCCUGCUAACAUCUCCGAGCUGAAGAAUCUGGAGGUUCUGAACAUGUUCAACAACCAGAUAGAGGAGCUGCCCACCCAGAUCAGCAGCCUUCAGAAGUUGAAACACCUCAACCUCGGAAUGAACCGUCUGAGCGGAUUGCCCAGAGGAUUUGGUUCAUUGCCAUCUCUGGAAGUGUUGGACCUGACCUACAACAACCUGGACCAGAACUCCCUGCCUGGAAACUUCUUCUACCUCACCACACUUCGCGCUCUCUAUCUGAGUGACAACGACUUCGAGGCCCUGCCUGCCGACAUCGGGAAGCUGACCAAGCUGCAAAUAUUGAGUCUGAGGGAUAACGAUCUGAUCUCGUUGCCCAAGGAGAUCGGCGACUUGGCUCAACUCAAGGAGCUUCACAUCCAGGGCAACAGACUGACCGUCCUGCCCCCUGAACUCGGUAAUCUGGAUCUGACCGGUCCUAAGCAGGUGUUUAAAGCAGAGAAUAAUCCCUGGGUCACUCCCAUUGCGGACCAGUUCCAGCUGGGCGUCUCCCAUGUGUUUGAAUACGUGCGCUCUGAGACUUAUAAGUAUCUCUAUGGCAGACACAUGCAGGCCAACCCCGAACCACCGAAGAAGAACAACGAUAAGAGUAAGAAGAUCAGCCGCAAACCGCUGGCCGCCAAGAACAAAUGAAGAGAAGACCAACGAUGGAGAUUAAUGCAAGCUCAGCCUGUCAAACUCACUGCAUGUGCCUUCUUUUCUUCUCUCUUUUUAUUUUUUUUAUAGAAAUAAACAUUUUGUAUUACGACAUGUAUGAAAUAUGUUUCUAAAUAUGUAGUGUUACAUAUAGUUUGGACUGUAUUCCACUCUGCCUGAGUAUAGAUGGAUGUUUGUUUGUUUUUUCAACUCUCGUGAACAGUUUAAGUCUUGGUUUUGGUGCUACUUAUCUAACUGCUUGGACACCCAGGUGACUACUGGUGACAGCUGCAUAACUACCAGAUCAGAGUCAUUUAGAAGCUGUGUUAAGAAUUCAUUGUAAUGUCAUCCUUUGUCGCUUUAAAUGCCGGUGGCUCCAGAUGGCAAACCGAGUCACUGUAACUUCACAUUGUGGGACAUCAGCAUCAACAAGUCCUGCAGGGCGAAACUUUUGAACUGCUAUGAUACCAAAGGCGAACAUUUAACAUGGGUGAGUCCAGAUGCUCACAGAUGUUUGGGACGCAACUUCAACGACUGCUACUGCGUACUUUCAGCUACGGAUCCAUUCAAAACCAGACAAAAUGUUCAGCUCUGUAAGUGCAUUUAUCCUUGUUUUCAACUCUUCUGCCUUGUUAUGCUGUUUUCGACAUCAUUGUGUAAGCGAAUGGGAGGAAUCUCCAAGUUCUCUUCCAUCCCAUUCCACUCUGAAGUUCUACUACUUCAGCUACAGACUUCAUUUCAACUUUGAACAAUCGCAAGACUUUGAACUUAACUUAAACUUCAGUUUUUUUUCUGUAUAUUUUAAGUAUUUGAAUUAUGGCUGAGUUUAUAAUGGGUGUGUAUUACCCUGCUUAAAGUGUGUCACGUGACCUGUGAUGUCACCCACUGAUCCUCUUCUGCUUUUAAAAAAAAAAAAUCACCAGGCUAUUGAACUAUUCACCUGUGUGGAGCUUCGUGAUGUCGUUCAGCUUUCCCUCCCCAGUGCCGUUCAGCCCCUUCUUUUCAGACCAUACAUUUCAUCCCUCAGCUCUUAAAGGAACACGCCGACUUAUUGGGACUUUGUCUUAUUCACCGUAUACCCCAGUUCAUAAACACCUUUCUCAUCUCUGUGCGUGUUGUAACUCUGUCUGACGCACCCACCGCUAGCCUAGCUUAGCACAGAUCCUGGAGGUAACCUAAUGCUGUUUUUGUUCAAAAGUGUUUAGCAAUGCAGCUCCUCUGUUUGAUAUUAAUACAAACUAGGGCUCCACCAUAUGAGGAAAAUAUCUAAUUGCCAUUCAUUUGACCGACAUUGCAAUUGCGAUCAUUAUUCUCAUUUCCAUUGAAAAAUCGAUUUAAAUGAUCAUGGCGGGAUUUUUGGCGAGUAUUUGUACCAAAGAAAGAUUCUUUUCUUCAGUCUGUAGAAUGUGAUUGUCUCUGCAGCACUACAAGACUUCACUCAGAAUGGUAUUUUGCCUUUAACAAAUAUUGUGCCCCCCCGCCCGUGAUUAGUAUCUUAUACUAGUCCAAAUUGCGAUAAAACUGUGAUUAAUUGUGCCGCCCUUAUACAAACCAAUUCUUCUUUCAGACAGUUCAUUUCAACUUGCAGUGUCUCUAGCGAUGUAUUUCAGCUCAGAGUUUCUUUAGGUAAAGGGUUAGCUUCCAGUUUUUUUCAGCGGUGCAGUCUAUGCACUGAGCCUUAAGAUGUUUCAGGCUGUACAUUUCAGAUUUCUGCAUUUUCAGCGAUGCUUUGCACUUUAUUUCAGCUCUCAGUAUUCACAGACAUUUUCUAUACAAAAUGCAUUUUUUAGUUUAGUUACUUUUCACGGUUUUACAAUGCAUGCUCAAAACACAUUUGCUUUUCGUUGCUUCGAUGUGCUAAUGGCAGUGACACACUAACCCGAUAAUCGGCCGUCUGACAGUCUGGCGAGGUCAGUGAUUCAAGUCCGUUCGGUGUGUUCCGUGCCGUCGUCAGUGGGAGAAGCAGUCGGCCUUCAUUUUGGCCGAUUUGACAUGUUGCGUCAGAGGGCGGGCAGUCGGACCCCAUGACUAAUCUGAUUGGUGGAGUACUAACCCAGAAAUUAUAAGCGGGAUGAGCGUGACUAAGCCUCUCAAAAUUUGACGAAAAUCUUUGAAACUGACCUUUGUCGUUCUGAAAUGAAGACCGAUUCAGCAACUGCACGGCCUAUUUCUCUCUUAAAAUUUUUCAGGUGAACUAUCUUCGUAUAUGCGAUCGCAUUCCGAAAAAAGCCGUCAUUAUGCCCGGUUGAAAAAUCCGGGAGCAGCCAGACCCACAUGACGCGUUCGUCCAAUCAGCUGCCGUUUUUUAUUUUUUGGGCGACAAUACAGAUAAGUGCUGCCUGCUGUUAUGGAGACGUAUUACAUGCUCAAGUCGGCGUCUCUUCGGUGUGUUCAGAGGCACUUUUUGGACCUCGGGGAGCCGACUGAUCAGUCCGACUGCCUUUUCUGCCGACGGUCGGCCAUCGGGUUGGUGCGUCAGGGGCUUAACGGAUACUUUGUGACUGUACUUCACUCAGUUUGAACACUAUGCUACUCCACACUGUAUUUCCUGAAUAGUGAAUAUUACACUCCCUCGUUCUCUCCCUUUGUCUCCUCUCUCUCUUGCUUACAAACAAGCAGAAACUAGUGUUGCUGAAUAGAAUAUGUAUGUAAAGAUAGCACAGCUGAGAAAAGAGCUGCAAGUGACUCACUGUACCUUCCACAUUCUUUUUGUUAAGUUAUUUUCCAAAGCUUCACCAAGUGUCCGUCACAUUUCAGCCUGUUGCAAAGCUAAAUUAAUAUAAUCCAUUCAUAAAAUUCAUCGUGCUUUUAUCACAGGCCAAAAUAUACUGAAAGUUCUUUGUGCUCGCUGUAUCGAACACUUCAAAUAAAACAAUCAAAAUCAA
Messenger RNA from Perca fluviatilis (European perch), 3896 nucleotides. RefSeq names its product Ras suppressor protein 1 (gene rsu1). The transcript has 9 exons. The record is from RefSeq and is a predicted model, not a curated record. NCBI's taxonomy places the organism in Eukaryota, Metazoa, Chordata, Actinopteri, Perciformes, Percidae. Bases 175 to 1008 code for a protein of 277 amino acids. Gene Ontology annotation, molecular function: protein binding.